ACACUUUGCUCUGACUCCUCCUAUAGUAUUUUAAAUAUCUGUCUAAAUCUACGAAGAGAAAGAGGAUUUAUUUGCUCUCUGUGAAAUCAGCAUUGGUGGACUGGCAGUGCCAAAUAAAGGGAUCAUCUACAAUGGCUGAAAUGAAUGACCAGUGGAAUUCAGCAUUUACAGACAAUGUCUACAUAUCAAAAAGAAGCAUUAGAAAGAUUCUCAUCAGCAAGAGGCAUUAUGUACGGGCAGAGAAUAACAUUACUGUCCAUGAAACCAAGACAGAGAAUUUUUAUCAAUCUAGUGGUGAGGAGACAACAUGUGAAAAAAGAGAAACCAAGGAACCAAGUGUUCAAGAGAUGAUUUACUUAAAUCCAACAACUCAAGCUACAUGCUCAUUCACUGAAAGAUCUGAACAAUCUUCUCUGAAGGGUGGAAGAGUUGAUGAGGCUGAUAUGGAAACGGCACCUGGAUCUGAACCUAAAUCCCAAAUCUUGACUCAUGAAAGAUGGCAGGAGGCCAGUUUUCCCAGAGUGAAUGUGAAACAAGAGGUGGACAUCACUAAGCCAUGCUCACAGGGAGAGUUUCCAAGUGAGCAGAAGAGUGAUGUGCUAGACAAAUAUGAGGUAGAGGAAGAAGAGAUGGAGAGACCAACAGCUCCACAAAAGCAGGUUUUGAAAAGUCAGUUUUUGUUUGCUACUAUGAAAAAGCGAGGAAUGGAGGGAGACACAGAAAACCGUCCGUACAAGUGCCCUUACUGUAACUGGGCUUUUAAAAAGUCCAGCAACCUGUUGAGCCAUAUUAAAACUCACCGUGGCCUGAGACCGCAUGUUUGUGACAUGUGUGGGAAGGCCUACUCACACCAGGGUACUCUUCAGCAACACAAACGGCUACACACUGGUGAAAGACCGUACCAAUGUCCUUUCUGCAAAAAAACCUACAUCUGGUCCUCAGACUUCCGCAAACAUAUUCGAACACACACAGGGGAGAAGCCCUACAUCUGCGAGGAAUGUGGCAAAGACUUUGUGCGCUCCUCCGACCUGCGGAAACACGAGCGGAACAUGCACACCAACAACAAGCCCUUUCUCUGCAAGCAGUGUGGCAAAACCUUCAACAAGCCACUGUCUCUUCUCCGUCACGAGCGCACGCAUUUGGGUGAGAGGCCCUUCAUAUGCCCAGAGUGUGGGAAGUCAUUCGCUCUAGCCAGCCGCAUGACAGAGCACAGGAAGAUCCAUAGUGGCGUGCGCCCCUAUACCUGCCAAGUUUGCUCCAAAGCAUUCACCAAGUCCUCCAACCUUACAGAACAUCUUACAGUUCAUACUGGAGUACGGCCUCACAAAUGCUCCGAGUGUGGCGUGGCAUUUGCCAUGGCAUCCCGGCUGAUGCGCCACCAGCGUAUCCAUGCAACCAUGCAGCCUAAUCAAUGCCAAGGUUGUAAUGUGUCAUUUAGCCACCUAGUGGCACUGGAGACGCAUCAGGAGCAGCAUACUGAGAGCAUGAUCUUUGUUUGUGGGCAGUGCUCUAAGUCCUUCCCCAAGGAUGCUUUGCUCAAAGAACACAUGCAGAGCCAUACAGACACUGAAACCUGCAAUGCCCUUUUAUCUCUGAAGUAGCCCGAAGUGAACUGUAAAGCAACACAGCAUACUACAAUUUUAUAGCCUUAACAACAAUACAUAACCUGACAAUGAAUUGUUCAAGAAAAAAACAUCAAUAAGCUCCGCAUACCCAUUUUAACUGGUCUUAAUCUGACAAAUGACAGGAAAAUGCACGGACCAAACGAUUUUGAUUUCAAGUACAUCGCUGUGUAUAUUGCUAACAUGGAAACACACAAGUUACACAUUUACAAUAUGUUCAUGGCACAUGAUAGCCUCUUGCCUAUAAAGCAGAUUCUGUGUGUAUGUGUGGGAGAGAACCAGAAAACAUGAAGCGCAAUAGUGUAAAUGCUGAAUGUGCUGUCAAAAUACAGGUACAGUGCUAUUUCACUUUGUUAAAGAUUUUCCAAGCAAAAGGAAGAUGUGUUUACGGUUUGUUCUUUUCUAAAAUGAAAUGUUUUGUUUAUUGUUUAACACGAGAACUCCCGGAAAUCUAUCACUACGAGAAUAUGGUCAUUUUGACCACUCAUAUUAGACUGUACUGAAUUUCAUUUUUGCCAUGCAAUAUUUACAUUCAAAGCUUCUAUUGAGAUUAUAGAAUGAAGCUUUGAAUGUCUGUUGUCAUAUAUUAUAAUGUUAUCACACUAAAAAUUGUCAAAAUCCUCAACCACAUCCCCAAGUGCCAAGCGAACUCAGACGGGCAUACAUAAUACGAUUGUUUAAAAUAAAAUGAAUAAUUGAUGUUUAAUUUUUGUACAUAAUUUUGCCAAAGCUAAGAGACUGCACCCGGAGGUGUGUGUCUCGCUUUGUGUCUGGUGUUCUGUUUUAGGAAACCGGCAAGUUUUUCAGCGCAGUGAAAAUGUUGUUUUUGAAAGGCUAAACGGCAACAAAUAUGGAUUGAUGCAGAAUAUUUUGUUAGAUAAAAACAUGUUGUGAAUUUUAGAAAUUAUAAUAUCUAACCUUUUUUCUCUACAUUUGUAUCACACGAAUCGCACCCACCACUGAAAUCAAAAUGUAUGAAUAAAUUGAUGUGUUUUGUUAGGAUAGGUAAUAAUAAACAUAAGGACACGAAAUGGAAAUUCUUACGUAAAUAUUUAUUAUUUCAUCGUCAACCACAGUACUUAUUGGGUAGCCUGCU
This is a messenger RNA of Triplophysa rosa, 2718 nucleotides long. RefSeq names its product zinc finger protein 648 (gene znf648). The transcript is spliced from 2 exons. The coding region runs from base 132 to 1601 and encodes 489 amino acids. The record is from RefSeq and is a predicted model, not a curated record. Lineage: Eukaryota; Metazoa; Chordata; Actinopteri; Cypriniformes; Nemacheilidae. Gene Ontology annotation, biological process: regulation of DNA-templated transcription. Gene Ontology annotation, molecular function: DNA-binding transcription factor activity, RNA polymerase II-specific; RNA polymerase II cis-regulatory region sequence-specific DNA binding.